Molecule: messenger RNA, 3305 nt
Organism: Plectropomus leopardus (leopard coralgrouper)
Lineage: Eukaryota; Metazoa; Chordata; Actinopteri; Perciformes; Serranidae
Source: RefSeq, a predicted model, not a curated record
AUGUCGGUACUUUUCUCCAAUACUCACGUACGGGUCCCGCAAGGGUUUCGUGCCAUCAUGGAGGGGCUGGUCAGAGAAGUCCUGCGAGACCAGCCUGAAGACAUCCCUAAAUAUGCUGCGCAGUACUUCGAUGCUCUUUUCAAACAAAUACAAGAGAGUGGCAUGGACACCGCUGAGUGGGCUGCUAAACAGGACAACCAUGUAUUCAAGGCUACUGAGAAAGCAGAGCACCAAGAAGAGGAAAAGCUACUCGGCCCUGAAAAGGACUCCCCAGAGCCUAAAAGCAAGACUGAUGAUAAGACUAGUCCUAAAGAAGAGUCUGCAACAGAGGAGACCAUUUCCAAAGAAAAAUCAUACGAGUCCCAAACUGAUGAUGAAUCCAGUCAAUCAGCAGAAGCCUCAAAAGUUUCCACCACACUACCUAAUAUCUCUGAAGAGGUUGAUUUAAGUGAAAGCACAGAAGAAGAAGAAGGAAAAGAGGAUAUGACAGAGAAGCAGGUCAUUUCAACGGAAAAGGGACUUUCAGAAGAGGAAUCAGUCAGCAAACUUCCAGCUGCAGAUGCACAGCCAGAUGAUCAAAGUGAGACAGAAGAGGAAAUAAACACAACAAUAACUACAGAUGAUCAAGCUGACAGGGCGGCUAAUGGAAAAGAUAGCAGCUCUGCUCCGGACCAAGAUAAACCUCAGCCUGAGUUAGAGCUAAAGGAUUUGUUAUCAUUUAGAGGGAUUUCCAGUGUAGAUGUGUGUGCUCAGGAACUGGGAAUGGCAGAAGAUGAGGGAGGUGAUAAACGAAUGACUGAUGUUGUAGAAGAAAAUAUUGUUCACUCAGACAGUGUGGAAAAUACUGACAAUGAAGAACCAGUGGGGGUCCUAUCAUAUUCUGGUUUAGCUGAUGUGGACGUGUGUGCCACAGAGCUUGGAGGAACAGACGUAACCACGGAUGAUGGUACACACGUUGUUGGAGAGGACAGCUCAACACUCCAACCUGAGGAAACUGUUGUACACUCAUCACUGUCUCAAUCUGAAACCCUUGAGGGCAAUCAACAUGAGGGAGAGGGUGAAGCAGAAACAAUGGAGGAGGAAGGAACGGAGAUCAAGGCUUCUUCUGGGGAAAUAAAUGAAAGGUUAGCUCAUGCAGAGGAUGCUUUAAAUAGUAAUGCAGUACCAAAGGAGGAGUCCUUGGUUGAGGUUCACUUUGAAGAUAUUCCAGAAGUUCAGAUUAAAGAGUUUGAGGAGAAAAUGCCACAGUCUAAGAUAUUAGAAACGCAACAGGAGGAAGAAUCCGAAGAGAUUACCGCAGCGGCGGCAGACCAGAAUAUAUCCAGUGCACACGACCAUGAUGAACCUGAGAUGAUGGGAGUUAAAAAUGAAGUUAACUCUGAAAGGGAGGAAAUGCAAAGUCAGUAUGGGAUGUCUGAUUUAAUGAAGGAGAAGGUGGACACAAAUGGUUCUAAAUUAAAUGAUAGUGACAAUGAUGAGAAUCGCGAAGGUGUUAAAACCAUCAGCUCAUCACAUCAGCCCACCACUGAGGCAGACGAAGAAAACCCAGAGGAUGAAAACGAUCAUAAAAAUGAAGAUAAUGAGGAGAUAAGUGAAUUUCACCAGAAUGAGGAUCCCAAAAAAGAGGAAAAGUCAAAUGAACCUGACUGUGAAGAAGAUGAGACAACAGACACAGCUGGGGGAGACAAAGAGGACAUACAUACAAGAGGUUAUAGUGAGGUGGAGGAUCAGGAAAUUGAUGGCAGUGGUGCGGAAAAUCCUUCAUCACAAGUUACCCAGUCAGAUAUAUCAACUGCUGUGACGGAGGCGGAGAGUGAAACUUUAGAGGCGAGUGCAAAACAUCUAUCAGGGGAGAACGAGGAGAGCCAGAGAACACCUGUAGAGUCACAGCUGGAGGAUACUGUGGUUGAAAAAGAGGUCACAUCAAAGGAAAGAAAUUCAGAGGAACUUGAGAUUGAUUCUGAAAUAAGGGAGAAGAGUGAUGAAAUUUGUGCAGAGGGCAGCAUCAGCCACACUCAAAGUGCAGAUCAACUGGCUGCAGACCAACAAGAAGAGGAAAGGCCACUCAGGCCUGAAAAGGACUCCAAAGAGCCCGACAGCAAGAGUGACAUGGACUGUCACAAUGAGGAGUGCAGCCGGCCCCAGGAGGAAGAGGACAUCAUGGACAUCCCCCUUGAUGACCCUGAGGCCAACAGGGCUGCCGCCAAGAUCCAAGCUGGCUUCCGUGGGCACAUGACCCGUAAGAAGAUGAAGCCGGAGGACAAAGCAGAAGGGGAGGAGGUGAGCAGCACUGGGGAUGUGCUCAACGGCAGCCAGGGGGACACAGAGACAGGAGGAUCGGGGGCAGUAGAGAGAGACGACACAUCUGUGCCAGAGCAGUGACGCCCCUGUCCUGACCUGGAUGGAAGAAAAAAAGGGAAAGCAAGGUAGCGAGAGAGAGAUGGCUGGCGUAAGCUGGCUGGGCUGGCUUUCAGGCACACCUUUUUACCCCAGGAGUCAUUUUCUUUUUUUGACACAAAUUAGCAGUAGAAAAUGAACCAACAGUUUUUUGAGGGUGUGUUAUGUAAAUUUUGUGAACUUUAACACUCCUCUGCAUCUUCAGCAGUCUCAUCAGUGCGGAUGUCUUUGACCCAGAAUUUGCAACUCACUGCAUGUACUUGUGAAACUUCUGGUAGUGUGCUAGUUUUUAGAUGAUGAUCUGUGAAUGUGAAAAUGAAUGUCCUCUAAAUGCUAAACGGGGCUUAUUUUGGUUGGAUCCGUUCAUAUCAUCUAUGUAUAAACCUUGUAUGCAUCAGCAUUAGACUUUGCGUAUUCAGUGGCUUAAAUUAUGUUAUUUCUGCUUUGUUUAUGGCGUGCUUGUAUCUGGACCAUCAUAUACCUAUUUGACUUGCUUACAAAAACUGAUUAAAACGUCAAAAGAGAAAUAGCAAUGUAUGUUCUAUUUAUUAUAAUAAUCCUGUUUGCAGUUGCCUCGAUUAUCUUUUUUUUUGAUCACAUGAUAAGUAGGUUCUUUUUUCACCUUUUCAAGCAUUUUCUAUAAAUCUGAUCUUCCGAAACAGUAAGCAUGCAGUAAUCACACCCUUUUGCAGAUGCAUUUGGUACAACUUUACUUUAUGAGACAUUGCUUCAAUAUGCUCUGUUGUGUUGGUGGGUUUGACUUAUUUGACGUAUGUUAAAUCAGGUGUGUGAAAUUCCGUUGUCAAAGUUUGCAGAGCCGUCAUGCUUUAAAACUAACUGAAUAAUACCUUGGUGAACUUUGCUGUAGAGUCAUGUCAUUACACUAAUAAAUCCACCUUAAAUAUACA